AUGGCUAGUUCACUUGUGCUCUCUCAACAAAUCAAAGACAGGGGACACCUACAGUCAACCCUCGAGAGGGCGAAGGCCCUAAUCCACCGGGACCCACGCCUCUCGGUCACCGUGUUUCUCAUCAAGCCCCCGUUCGAACCCAACGGCUACAUCCCAUCCUCGUACGGUUCCGACCCGAGAAUCCUCUUUGUCGACAUCCCGAAAGUCGAGCCAUCUCCAGGCCCACUGGUCUCGUUCGUCCCUUUCAUCACCCGAUACAUCGACGGCCACAAGGACCACGUGAGAAACGAGGCGGCCCAAUUAAUGGCCCGGCCCGCUGGAUUCAUCGUCGACAUGUUCUGCACGGGCAUGGCUGACGUGGCUCGUGAGCUCGCCGUCCCCACGUACGUGUACUUCACGUCGAUUACGAGGAUCAAGAUCUGA
Messenger RNA from Striga asiatica, 423 nucleotides. The record is from the annotation of a GenBank genome assembly. NCBI's taxonomy places the organism in Eukaryota, Viridiplantae, Streptophyta, Magnoliopsida, Lamiales, Orobanchaceae.